Molecule: messenger RNA, 294 nt
Organism: Paracoccidioides brasiliensis Pb18
Exons: 2
Coding region: 1-294 (97 amino acids)
Source: RefSeq, a predicted model, not a curated record
AUGAAUGUAGUCUCGAAGCACAAAGACAGCAGUGGUAGACUAGAGAGGGGAAACAGCCCGUGUAGCAGGGAUAGCGCCCAGGUAGCACGCUAUCUGAGAGCCAGGAUAAAGAAACGGGUUGUGAAGAAGAUCUUGCUUGGAUGGUUCUACACACAACAACAACAACAACAACAACAACAACAACAACAACAAUAUUUCUUCUUCAACGAAGGUUAUAAUAAUAGUCUCUGGAAUGAAAAGCUGCAAAAUAAUAUGGCAUUAAAAAAUGUCUUCAUACUUUUAAUGCAGGGUUAA